Messenger RNA from Cladophialophora psammophila CBS 110553, 1443 nucleotides. RefSeq lists its product as uncharacterized. The coding region runs from base 1 to 1443 and encodes 480 amino acids. Gene Ontology annotation, molecular function: amino acid transmembrane transporter activity. The transcript has a single exon. Lineage: Eukaryota; Fungi; Ascomycota; Eurotiomycetes; Chaetothyriales; Herpotrichiellaceae. Gene Ontology annotation, cellular component: vacuolar membrane. The record is from RefSeq and is a predicted model, not a curated record. Gene Ontology annotation, biological process: amino acid transmembrane transport.
AUGGACGGCUCCCGCAGAACGUCAGUCUCCGAUCUCCGCUGCGGCGAUAAUAGUCCUCCCAUCAGUGACGACACUUUGGUGGCUAGUGACAAUGGCAAUACCGACAGCCCCCCCAAGAAUGGGAAUAUGGUGCACGAGAAACCAAUUGAUCCGAUGGCUAGCCGGAUAGAUGGCGGAGUUGAGUACAAAAGCAUGGUGUGGUGGCAAGCGGGAAUGGUCAUGGUCGCCGAAACCAUCUCUCUUGGAAUCCUUUCACUGCCGGCCGCCAUGGCUACACUAGGCAUCGUACCCGGUCUUAUUCUGCUUGUCUGCCUCGGAGCUAUGGCUUCAUAUACCGGUUUUGUCAUCGGACAGUUUAAGAGACAAUACCCUCACAUUCACUCCAUGGCCUGCGCUGGUGGAGUGCUAUUUGGCAAAUGGGGGAACCGGAUUCUUGGCUGGGGUCAAUUUUUGUUCUACGUCUUUAUCAUGGGCAGUCACAUCUUGACCUUCUCCAUUAUGAUGAACGCCAUCAGCGACCACGCAGCCUGCACUGUUAUCUGGAUGGUCAUUGGCACCCUUAUGAGCCUCGUCUUUACCCUGCCACGGACAUUGAAACACCUUUCAUACUACUCGGUCGCCAGCUUCUUGAGUAUCAUCGGCGCCGUCAUGAUCACUAUGAUCGGUGUCUCGAUCACGAAGCCGGGCGGCGGACCCGAUGGAGUCCUCCACGUCCGACUCUGGCCGAAACCAGAUCUCAGCUUCAAGGACGGAUUCAACGCAGUGUCCAACAUGAUCUUCGCGUAUGCGGGUCAUGUGGCCUUUUUCACCUUCAUAUCCGAGCUGAGAAAUCCACGAGAUUUCCCCAAGGCCCUUGCGUUCCUGCAAUGCAGUGACAUUUCCAUGUAUAUCAUCACGGCUGUGGUGGUGUAUUAUUACGCCGGGGACAAUGUUGCGAGCCCUGCGUUGGACAGUGCUAGCACAGUCGUCAAGAAGAUUGCAUAUGGAGUCGCAAUUCCGACCAUUGUCAUUGCCGGUGUUGUCAACGGGCAUGUGGGGGCCAAGUUCCUUUACGUACGGCUGCUGCACGACCGAGAGGACGAUCUGAUGCACCAGAAGACUUGGAAAUCAUAUGGCGUGUGGUUUGCUAUCGUUAGCAUUUCAUGGCUUGGAGCUUGGGUCAUUGCUGAAGCUGUGCCGGUCUUCAACCACUUAUUGGGCUUGACUUCUGCCUUGUUCGCAUCUUGGUUCACUUUCGGAUUGUCGGGAAUGUUCUGGAUGCACAUGAAUUUGAAUGGAAAGUGGACUUAUGGCAAGGCUUUUCUCUUCGUUCUCAAUUGUGUGAAUAUCGUGGUUGCCGCUAUUUUAUUUGGUGUCGGGACGUACGCCAGCAUCUCGGCCAUGGUUGAAACUGGAGCAACCAACAUGCCAUUUUCGUGUGUCAACAAUGCUGGUGGGCAUUGA